CUGAAAUUUGAUUCGAGUUUAAAAGGCGCAGACAGCAGCCGCAAGUCAGAGAGCAGCGUUUCCUCCCAGUGAGAGGCAGGUGGCACCUUAUAGGGAUUGGAGAGGCACCACACAGCCCCUCUAGCUCUGUAUCUGCUCGGGCGCACAGAGGGGCAGUGCCAUGCCCACUCCUGCUUAGGCGCUGCUCCUGAGCGGAGGGAACCAGUCUUUGGAUUUCACUCCCACCGAUGACCAAACGAUGGAGAUGCCUGGAAACAUCACCCUCCACCCGAACGGCUCCGAUCCGUUUGCGAGGAACGAGGAGCUGGCCCAGAUCGAGAUCAUGGUGCUGAGCAUCACCUUCGUGGUCGCCGUGAUCGGAAACGUGAGCGUCCUGCUGGCGAUGUACAACACCAAGAAGAAGAUGUCGCGCAUGCACCUCUUCAUCAAACACCUGACCCUGGCUGACCUGGUGGUCGCCUUCUUCCAGGUGCUGCCGCAGCUCUGCUGGGAUCUCACGUACCGCUUCUAUGGUCCGGACUACCUCUGCAGGAUCGUGAAGCACCUCCAGGUGACGGGGAUGUUUGCCUCCACCUACAUGAUGGUGAUGAUGACCCUUGACCGCUACAUCGCCAUCUGCCACCCGCUGAAAACCCUCCAGCAGCCCACUCAGCGCUCCUACAUCAUGAUCGUCUCCACGUGGAUGUGCAGCCUGGUGUUCAGCACGCCGCAGUACUUCAUCUUCUCCCUGAGCGAGAUCAAGAACGGCUCGACGGUCAAGGACUGCUGGGCGAACUUCAUCGAGCCCUGGGGCGCCAGGGCGUACAUCACCUGGAUCACCGGCGGGAUCUUCCUGGUGCCCGUGGUCAUUCUUGUGAUGUGCUACGGCUUCAUCUGCCACAGCAUAUGGAAAAAUAUCAAAUACAAGAAAAGGAAAACGAUGCCUGGCGCUGCGAGUAAGAACGGCCUGAUUGGGAAGAAUUCAGUCAGCAGCGUCACGACCAUAUCGAGAGCCAAGCUGCGGACUGUUAAGAUGACUUUUGUGAUAGUUUUGGCUUACAUCAUUUGCUGGGCGCCGUUUUUCACCGUGCAGAUGUGGUCUGUGUGGGACGAAAACUUCCAGUAUGCUGAUUCUGAGAACACAGCGGUGACUAUUUCUGCGCUCCUUGCCAGUCUCAACAGCUGCUGCAACCCGUGGAUAUACAUGAUCUUCAGCGGCCACCUCCUGCAGGAUUUCAUGAACUGCUUCUCCUGGUGCCGCAGAGCAAACGCAGACUUCAAGAAGGAGGACUCGGACAGCAGCAUCCGCAGGACGACACUGCUGACUAAGAUGACCAACCGCAGCCCCACGGGCAGCACUGGCAACUGGAGAGAUCUGGACAACUCUCCCAAGACCUCCAUUCAGAUGGAGUAACAGCUGGGAAGAUAAAUGUUCACCGGGGGUGGGAAUGAACACAUGUGUUGCAGCGGCACAGAGGUACACUCACAGUAUCAGCUCGUCUUAGCUGCAGACAUGACAGACAGUGAUGUAAAUGUCCCUCACACCCCAGAGCCGUCAUUCAGAGAGGAGAGAUAGAUUGAGAAGACAUUUGGAAAUGUCAACUUUUGCUUCUUCAUGAGUUCUUGUUGCUUCACAUAAUCUCUGAAACAAUAUAAGAAAAAUAUUUGAAAAAGGUGUCAUUCAUUAUGUUGGUAAAUGCCAUCUGUGCUUACAGUUGUGUUUUGCAUAAUACUCAAAAAU
Molecule: messenger RNA, 1720 nt
Organism: Hippoglossus stenolepis (Pacific halibut)
Lineage: Eukaryota; Metazoa; Chordata; Actinopteri; Pleuronectiformes; Pleuronectidae
Gene: avpr1aa
Product: arginine vasopressin receptor 1Aa
Exons: 2
Coding region: 239-1393 (384 amino acids)
Biological process (GO): positive regulation of vasoconstriction; G protein-coupled receptor signaling pathway; regulation of systemic arterial blood pressure by vasopressin
Cellular component (GO): membrane
Molecular function (GO): vasopressin receptor activity; peptide binding
Source: RefSeq, a predicted model, not a curated record